GGAUAAAAUGGUCAUUUAGAUAUUUAUCGUGUUUAGGGUUUAACAGGGUCGCUUUAAGCGUUUGUGAAUAGAGAAUAACAAAAGAACAAGCUUGUUCAGUGAAGGUGUAGCAGCAACCAUGGCCAGCACCAAAGUUCAGAGGAUCAUGACUCAACCUAUUAACCUGAUUUUCAGGUUUCUCCAAAGCAAAGCUCGCAUUCAGAUCUGGCUGUUUGAGCAGAAAGAUUUGAAAAUCGAAGGCCGUAUCAUUGGAUUUGAUGAGUACAUGAAUUUGGUUUUGGAUGAUGCUGAAGAAGUUAACAUAAAGAAGAAGAGUAGGAAGUCACUGGGGAGGAUACUCUUGAAGGGAGACAAUAUAACUCUUAUGAUGAAUACGGGGAAAUGAUAAUUGAGGUGAUGGCAGCUUGUGACAUAGCAAAGUUAUUCUUACUUCCUGGAAUUUUCUCUAGUCAAUGAAUCAAGCAUGUUAUUGGAAAUUCACUGCUAAGCAUUCAAUUUACAUGCGUGUUGUAAUGAUGAAUCCUCCUUGUGAACUGACAUAGAUGUAUAGAUAUUUGUAUUACAUUCUGUCUGCACAAUUUUUCCCCAGCUAUAAAUAUAUGAUCUUUUUUCCA
Mangifera indica (mango) is the source of this 614-nucleotide messenger RNA. RefSeq names its product small nuclear ribonucleoprotein E-like. The record is from RefSeq and is a predicted model, not a curated record. The transcript has 6 exons. Gene Ontology annotation, biological process: mRNA splicing, via spliceosome; spliceosomal snRNP assembly. Gene Ontology annotation, molecular function: RNA binding. Gene Ontology annotation, cellular component: U4/U6 x U5 tri-snRNP complex; U1 snRNP; U2 snRNP. NCBI's taxonomy places the organism in Eukaryota, Viridiplantae, Streptophyta, Magnoliopsida, Sapindales, Anacardiaceae. Bases 119 to 385 code for a protein of 88 amino acids.